Zonotrichia albicollis (white-throated sparrow) is the source of this 538-nucleotide messenger RNA. Lineage: Eukaryota; Metazoa; Chordata; Aves; Passeriformes; Passerellidae. The record is from RefSeq and is a predicted model, not a curated record.
GAAUCAACAGCCUGUGGACAAAUAUUCCAGCCUGAGGUACAAUCCUCAUUGGAAGAAUGCAAAAAAAGGAGAUUUUUUUGAGGCAGAGAAGGCACCCCAGAUUUUUGGAGGAAGCAGUGGGGACUUUUCAGUGGAUUCAUUUUAUCUCCAUUCUGAUGGCUCCUCAGAGGACAAUCACCAGAGCCAGGAUUCACUCCCAGAGAUUGAUCCAGAAUUAUUCACAUUUCAUGGAGCAAACGUGGCCAGCGCCAAAGCUGAUGGGCCACAAAGCAAAGGGGAGGAACCUGCGGAUGGAUUUCAUUGCAAAAAUCAUCUUGGCCACGCUUUUCCUCCUCAGAACCAGCAGGAUCCACCCCAAAGAGCCAAAAAAAACUUUGUGAAAAAGAACAAACGGACUUUGGGACAGUCCGAGAGGAUCAAUUCCUACCUUGAGCUGCACAAUAAAAAGCAGCAAGUUCUUCAAGGGCAGGUGGGUAAAUGUAGAAAUUCCCUGAAUUUUAUACAUUUAGAAUUUUCAGAUGAAAUCUAUCUAUAAAAU